Molecule: messenger RNA, 531 nt
Organism: Acaulospora colombiana
Lineage: Eukaryota; Fungi; Glomeromycota; Glomeromycetes; Diversisporales; Acaulosporaceae
Source: the annotation of a GenBank genome assembly
AUGUCGGAAUCAGAUGAAUCUAUCAUAGAGCUCAUUGGCAUCAUCAGACCAAUGGCGGCCAAUGCCGACGGCCAGAAAACAAUUGCAGGCAUCUUUGCGCAGGAAAAGGUGGCUCAGGAGACGAUCAAAAUGAUGUCUGUGUUGGGUCUGAUCGACGAGGAGGCCUUGGCCAGCGCAUUGACAAAAAUGGUACCUGAGGGUACAAAACAGCAAGCCCCUGCUGGACCCUCGCAUUCGAAUGGUCCUCAAGGAUUUCCUCCAGCGUCCGCGUUGCCGCAGACUAUGGCGCCUCUGCCUGGAAUGGGUGUGGGUAUACCUGGACAGACAUUGGUAACUGCUGCACUGUCCAUGUCUCAACAAGAAGUAGAUAUGUUACCUCCUCAACAGCGGGCCAUUUUCAUGCAAUUGGAAGAUGAAGAAGCUUGCAUUCACUCUACCUCAAAACGAUCUAUUGUCGGAAAGCGCUCCCUCACUUGGCCACCUCACAAAUGCACGAGUUUGGUGCAAGACUGCAUAGCACGUCCGGGGUAA